Messenger RNA from Lycium barbarum (goji berry), 1347 nucleotides. RefSeq names its product glucan endo-1,3-beta-glucosidase 14. Gene Ontology annotation, cellular component: plasma membrane. NCBI's taxonomy places the organism in Eukaryota, Viridiplantae, Streptophyta, Magnoliopsida, Solanales, Solanaceae. The record is from RefSeq and is a predicted model, not a curated record. The transcript has 3 exons. Gene Ontology annotation, molecular function: hydrolase activity, hydrolyzing O-glycosyl compounds. Gene Ontology annotation, biological process: carbohydrate metabolic process. The coding region runs from base 5 to 1198 and encodes 397 amino acids.
UUUUAUGCUGUACUACUUUUAUCUCACCUUUCCAAAAAAGAUGACUUCAUCCUUGUCUUUAUUGCUGUGUCUCAUUCUUCUCCAUAAUGUUUUGGUGGCGGGUGGAUUUACAGGUACGUAUGGGAUAAAUUAUGGAAGGAUUGCAGACAAUAUUCCAGCUCCUGAAAGCGUUGUAACGCUUCUCCAGGCAAACAAGAUUAAAAAUGUCAGAAUCUACGAUGCGGACAAAGGAGUUCUAACAGCUUUUAAAGGCUCAGGAAUUCAAAUAAUCAUCGGACUUGGCAACGAAUUUCUUAAAGACAUAAGUGUGAACGAAGAUCGCGCUGUUGAAUGGGUGAAAAUAAACGUACAGCCUUAUCUCCCCGAUACCUUAAUAAGUGGCAUAGCAGUUGGAAACGAAAUUCUUGGAGGUGGAGAUGUAGAAAUCUGGGAAGCAUUAGUCCCUGCUGCUAAAAAUGUGUACAGUGCUCUUGACAAGUUGGACUUAGCACAUAAAAUUGAAGUGUCAAGUCCACAUUCAGAAGCUGUUUUUGAAGAUACAUAUCCUCCAUCCGCUGGUGUAUUCAAACAAAGUAUACUUCCUUAUAUGUUACCACUAUUGAAUUUCUCAAGCCAAAUUGGUUCACCUUUCUACAUAAAUGCAUACCCUUUUUUGGCCUAUAAAAGUGACCCUAGCCACAUUGAUCUCAACUAUGCACUAUUCGAAAAAUCGACUGGUAUAUACGAUGCAAAAACCAAGUUGCAUUAUGACAACAUGUUUGAGGCUAUGAUUGAUGCAGCGUAUUUCGCGUUGGAGAACGCGGGGUUCGAGAAAAUGCCAGUAAUUUGUUCAGAAACUGGAUGGGCUUCAAAUGGGGAUGAGAAUGAAGCUGGUGCUAAUGUGAAGAAUGCAAGAACUUAUAAUAAAAAUUUGCGUAAAAAGUUGUUGAAGAAAAAAGGGACACCUUAUAGGCCAAAAAUGGUGAUGAGAGCUUAUGUAUUUGCUCUGUUUAAUGAAAAUUUGAAACCUGGACCAACUUCUGAGAGGAACUUUGGAUUGUUUAAAGCUGAUGGAAGUAUUGCUUAUAAAAUUGGAUUUAGAGGACUUGUGCCUUCUUCAGCAUCAAAGGACUUUGUACUGCGAGGCGGAUUUUGGAGUUUCCAAUGGUUUAUUGUUGUGGCCAGCACGGUAAUGCUACUUCAAUUUGUAGACUUAUGACCGUACAUAGAAACUUAGCUCAUGAACGUAUGACACCCUCAUUUGUCUUGUACAAAAUAUACUUGUAAAAACUAUACAGCUUGGGACCUCUGAUUGUCCAAUUUUAUGGGAGCCUUUAUUCUUAGUAUAAAAUAGUUACAAAUUCAAUU